Molecule: messenger RNA, 1785 nt
Organism: Arctia plantaginis
Lineage: Eukaryota; Metazoa; Arthropoda; Insecta; Lepidoptera; Erebidae
Source: the annotation of a GenBank genome assembly
AUGUCAGAUAGUGAAGAAAGUGACGGUGAUGGUGGCCAAGGUAACUUGAAUCGUUUAAUCGUCCGUCCUCCGGGCACUAGCGGUAAAGCCAAGCGUGGACAACUCUGUUUCGACGCUGCUUUCGAGUGUGGUAACUUAGGCAGAGCUGAUCAUAUCACUGAACUGGAGUAUGAUUUGUACAUCAGGCCUGACACGUGUAGACCAAGAUCCAGGUUCUGGUUUAACUUUACUGUUGAAAAUGUGAAACAAGACCAAAGAGUUAUUUUUAAUAUUGUUAAUUUGGGAAAAGAGAUGACUCUAUUCGACACACAUAUGACGCCGCUUGUGCGAUCUACAUCACGGCAAAAAUGGCAAAGGCUACCGAGGCGGCUGAUAUUCUACCAUCGCUCGGUGCUUCAUAGAGGUCGUAAGAUACUGAGCAUUGCCUUUGCUUUCGAUCGUGAAGAAGAUGUGUACCAAUUCUCAGCGGCUGCAUCCUAUUCCUACUCUCGUCUUCAGAAGCACUUGGCGGUGUGGGAGAAACGUGCACAGGCGUUCGCUACCAGGAAAUCUAUAGCUCAGAGUACUCAAAAACGUCGUAUCGAUCUACUCACAAUCGGCGACGUUAACGUAAAUGAAAAAUUUAAAGAAGAUAAAGAAGUUGGCGGUUUAAAGGUCAAGAUGGCGGCACCAAAGAAACGAGUUGUACUCGUUAUAGCAAGAACACAUGGAGGAGAACCUCCGUCAUCGUUUAUUUGCCAAGGAUUCUUGGAUUACUUACUCAGCUCGUCCGAAAAGGCAGUGGCUCUGAGAAACAAUAUCGUAUUAGAGGUGAUUCCUAUGCUGAAUCCAGACGGAGUAUUUCUCGGCAACCAACGCUCAGACCUGCUUGGCUCCGACCUGAACCGCUGUUGGAAUAGAGCUACCAAAUUUGCACACCCCGCCCUUAUUGCCGUUGAGGAACUUGUACAGAAACUUGCAUCAGAAAAGCAUGUGCAAUUGGACUUUAUCAUUGAUAUACACGCAGAUAUCAGCCACGAAGGUGUGUUUGUGAGAGGUAAUUCUUUUGAUGAUGUUUACAGGUUCGAACGUCAGGCGGUGUUACCAAAGUUCUUUGGGACGCGUAUCGAAGCAUGGAGACCCGAAGCCUGCCAUUUCAAUGCGGACCAGGUGGUGGCCGGGAGUGCGCGUCGCGCGCUUCAAACCGGCGCAAUAGACGCCUACACACUGAUAGUGUCGCUAGGAGGACGUAAAUUAUCUCCGAGAGGACCUUAUAUUCACUACACUGAAGAUGCGUAUGGUAAAGUUGGUAGAUCCUUAGCAAAAGCAUUAUGCGACUACUAUCGACAUGUGGGUGUCAUUCCUCCGCGACUGGGAAAAACUAAGAAGAAGGAGCAACGGAGCAGGCGGCGACGGAGACGCCCCGUUAUUGAACGAGAGAGGUCUCCUAGUUCUUCCCCCGAGCGUCGUGUUUUGGUUACCCGUGUGUUAUCACCCCCGCUGCCGAAAAUUUCCCCGCCAACCAUACAAGCUCUUGCACCAAAACUAACUCGCCGCCCCAUGCUCAAAUCAAGACGUCCACGGACCGUACCAAACUAUGACCAUGUGUUGCCAGUAAUCACAGGAACUGCAGUGAAAACUCCUCGGUUAGCAGUAGUAGACAUGAGCGCUUACAUUCGUACCCCUGCCGACCACAUCAACCAACGGAUGGAGAAGAUUCAGUUAAGGAUUUCGAGACCACCACGCCCCUCUCAACCUAGAUUUACAAGCGACGAAUACGAUACACACGAGUCUGAUUCUUACUAG